Messenger RNA from Capsicum annuum, 2517 nucleotides. Its product is annotated as protein CELLULOSE SYNTHASE INTERACTIVE 3-like. The record is from RefSeq and is a predicted model, not a curated record. Gene Ontology annotation, cellular component: cellulose synthase complex. The coding region runs from base 1021 to 1248 and encodes 75 amino acids. Lineage: Eukaryota; Viridiplantae; Streptophyta; Magnoliopsida; Solanales; Solanaceae. Gene Ontology annotation, molecular function: microtubule binding. The transcript is spliced from 4 exons. Gene Ontology annotation, biological process: anisotropic cell growth; regulation of cellulose biosynthetic process.
UAAAAUAUAAACGAAAAUAAUCUCUCUCUCUUUAUAUAUAAAGCUGAAUGUAGAGGAGUCUGAUGUGGCAGCAUGACAAUGCAGGAUUCAUAUUUUUCUUUUUUCUCAGAUUUUUCAAUUUUUUUCUUUUUUUUGUCGUUUUAAUUAUUUACAAAAUAAAUUCCUCACUUUAAUCUGAGCAGUUAUGACCUAAUCAUCUUCUAAAAUAUUACAUAUCCUUUGAGAAAUAACUUCUAACGCGUUACAUACCCUUUCAGAAAUAAAACUUUUGAAGGAGAUAUCUUCAGUGAUUAGGAUUUCUCAUAUAUCUCAAGUUUCACAUCUUUUGCUUCUAAAGGAGAGAUCUUCAGUGAUUAGGAAAUCUUUUUUCAUUCCUUUUAUUUCCUAUGUUGUUUGAUUAAAUUCUCAAAUAGUAGAUGAUAAUAUUUUGUUAUCUCUGACCCGGUUUGAUUUAAAUGGUGUCAAAAUGUGAAAUUGAAAACAAAAGCUAGAGAUCUGAUGAGGUUUUAAUUGAAUCAUUGGAGAGUAUUUGAUUGUUGCCACUGUAUGUAUCAUGAACUCGAUGAUCAGCGGCAAUUGAGAUUUCUCUAUUAAUAGCUAGACUUUCUCCCAAAUUUGUUAUGUGCCAUACUGUUCAUAAGCUAUCAACAUAAAUGCCUUUAAAUUUAUUGAGAUUGGUAUGUUUAGUUUUGUUUCAAUGUUCUUUUUCCUACUUAACUCUGUUUCCUCAAGUAAAUUUGAUAUUUUUAUUAGUGGGAUUGAUAAUCAAGAAUUUCACAGGAGAAAAAACGAACUAAAUCCUUUUAAUUAGCAUUUUUGUCUCCAACACUUUCUUUCUUUAUCAUUCCGCAAUGUCUCAGACCUUUGAUUCACCCUAUUUUAUUAAAAAGAAAAACUAAAAUUAUUUUUUGAUUCUCCUUUUUCCCUUGAAACUGAUACAGAAGACACUAGAAUAGCGCCAAGCAGAGAGCAACAAGAGAGACACAAAGCUCUAUACAACAAUGUUUGCAUGCUUGUCAAAUGAGAACUCUUCGGCAACAAAGCAAGUUCCUCAGGUUCCAAACUAUUCAAAUACCUUCAACAAGGCUAGGCCGAGCAGAACCACCAUUGAAAAAAGAGGUUGUGAGUCACAGUACAUCGCCAGAAUGGAAAGAAGGAUUCACAUGGGCUUUUGAUGUACCACCCAAGGGACAAAAGCUACAUAUCUUGUGCAAAAGCAAGAACACAUUUGGGAAGACUACAGGGUAACGAUCCAAAUUGAUAAAGUUGUUGGUGAAGGCAUGUACAGUGGUCUUUUCAGCCUCAGCCAGGACAACAAUAAGGAUGGCUCAUCCCAGAGUUUAGAGAUUGAUAUUACCUGGUCCAGUAGGAUGCCUAGUGAUAGUGAGUGAAGGGAAGCAAGACUGAAAUAAUGCAAACUUGAGGACCCAAAGGUGGAGCUAGACCUGGUAAAGAACAGUCUCCUCAUAUUCCAGCCUAAUGCAAGAGCUGCUGCGGGAAGUCCAAGUUUUGUUUGUAUCUAAAUCGUUGCUACCUGUGGUGUAACUGUAAAAUAGUAAGAUAUUUGCAAGGACAAAGAAGUUGAGAGAGGUUCCCGCAGUACAAGGUAAGUCUUACAUCUAGCUUUUAAGCACCAAAUUGUACAGGUUCUGCAGUUCUUAGAAAAUAACAAUAUCAAAUAGAGUUCACGAUAAGAAGGUUGUAAUGUUUAUUUCAAAUCCCACCUGUGUAUUUGUGAUGCAAAGUAGCAGCAAGUGCCAAAGGUGAUUGUUGUGCAGAAGGCCUGGCGUGAAAGUUCAUUAGUUUUGCUUCAUUCUUUUCCUAUUUACUUCCUUACUCCGUUCAACUCGAUUUCAGCCCAACAAGUGAAGUGGAAUUAAUUUAAUCUACCUGACAAGAUGACAAAUGUGCAGCAACAACUGCUGCAAAAGCAGCAUCCAGGGAUCCAAACUGCAACUUAUGAGUUGUUACAAUGAGUCCAAUAAUGGCAAUUGGGAAAUGGUUUGAUCAAAUAUGCCAUUGGAAGAAUCCGCUUACUACAAUUCUGAUUCACAUAAUCUUUAUAAUAUUAGUCCUCUAUCCUGAAUUGAUUGUUCCUACAUUCUUUCUUUAGCUUUUCUUGAUUGGUAUUUGGCACUAUAGAUUGAAACCAAGACAUCCACCUCACAUGGACAUCCAUCUAUCACACGCUCAUGAUGUUUUCCCUGACGAUUUGGAUGAAGAAUUCGAUAGAUUCCCAACAUCAAGGAGCACGUAUAAGGUGAGGAUGAGAUAUGAUCGUUUGAAGAGCGUUGGCAGCAAGAUACAGACCAUGAUAGGGGACUUGGCGACUCAAGGGGAAAGGUUUUAUUCAUUGUUGAGUUGGAGAGAUCAAGGGCCUCGGCUUUGUUUGUCACAAUCUGUUUUGUUUGCUACAAUAUUACUAUUUUUUUGUUAACGUUCUUAAUUUAAGUUUCAUUAUUAAUCGGCAUUUUAUGAUUUUCAAAUGUCAUCAGAGGAUACUUACUAUUCCUUCUU